Messenger RNA from Fusarium odoratissimum NRRL 54006, 1585 nucleotides. RefSeq lists its product as uncharacterized. NCBI's taxonomy places the organism in Eukaryota, Fungi, Ascomycota, Sordariomycetes, Hypocreales, Nectriaceae. The record is from RefSeq and is a predicted model, not a curated record. Bases 154 to 1062 code for a protein of 302 amino acids. The transcript has 2 exons.
AGAACUUACAAAACGAGCCGAGUCCCGUGUGGGCGUCUAAGUCAAAAGUCCCCCAUCCUACUCUAUAUAAAGCAAUUCUUCUUCCUUAUAUAGCACCCGCAUACGCACGUUUCACGGUCUCCGUGCUUAGAUCACUGUGACUCAUUGCGCAUCAUGGCAGUUCUUUCAACCCUCAAGGAGCUCAUAGAGUGCCUCACUGGCCCCUAUCUUUUCAUGGGAAUUGCUAUGCGUUUCCUUCCCGGCACUCUUCUCGAGGUUAUCAGAAACAAGGACUUCCGAACUUUGUUCUCGCCAUCCCGCUUCAAGGAUGUUUGGUUCGGCAACUUUUGGGCUUUCAUCGGGCCGCAGGUAAAAGCCAACGCAGAGAGCCGUGUCAUUCCAUUACUCGAAGGUCGUGUGAGAAAUGGCCGUAUGGGAGACGAAGUUGUUGGAGAGCCCAUUAACGGCGUUGUUCUUGAGAUCGGUGCGGGGACCGGAAUGUGGGCGGAUGUGUUUGCCAAAGUCAACGUUGGAGUGAACAACCAAGGAGAUGCUGAUGGAGAAUUGAGGCGAAGAAAAGGAGGCAACGGUUUGACUCGCGUGUAUGGUAUUGAGCCAAAUCCCAAGUCUGCGGCAACUCUGCGACAGCGAGUGAAGGAAAUUGGCCUUGAUGAUAUUUAUGAGGUUGUCCCAGUGGGCAUUGAAUCCCUCAACGAUCCAGAAGCGUGGGAUGGGCGCAUUGAACCAGAAAGUGUCGAUUGCAUCGUCACAAUUUUGUGUCUCUGCAGUAUUCCUGAGCCUGAGAAGAACAUCAAGCUUCUGUAUCAGAGUCUCAAGAAAGGGGGUCGAUGGUAUGCCUAUGAGCAUGUGCGCAUCAAUGAGAACAGGGGGGUCCUCUUGCGUGCCUAUCAAUGGGUUACUGGUCUUGUGUGGUCACAAGUCAUGGGGUCGUGCCGCAUUUGCCGAUCAAUAGGGAAAUCGUUAAGAGAAGCCGGGCCAUGGGAGAAGAUUGACCUAGCACAGCCUGAAGGGGAGGCAAGAUUUGGUAUUCUUCCCCAUGUUGUUGGAACAUUAACCAAAUAAGCGGGCGUCCAUAGUAUGUAUUUCACGACUACCGGAACCAUGUCGCGGCUGGGAAUCAAAAUAUGAGUUAUACAUUAUGGGUAUCAAAUCGGUGCGCCAACGCCCGUCACAGCUCGUCAUCAUCAUCGUCAUCUGAGAGGAAUAUCGAGGUUCUUAUACUCGACCCCUGAGCCUCCGUCUUGAUCUUCUUCUCACCUUCCAUCUUGGUGUCAACGGCCUCCAUUUUUGUAUUCUCUGUCUUCACCAAAGUAUGUAUGGUGUCAUCCUUUUUGAUGUCUUCUUCUUUCGGGGUCAGCUUAGUAUCCUUCUUCUCAUCCUUGACCUCUUCUUUGGCAUCGAUGUCGUGCUUAGUGUCCACCUGAGCAGUAUCUUUCACAUCCUCCUCCUUGAUUAUGCCUUCUUGUAUAAGCUUCGCAGCUCUCCUCUUAUAAAAAGUGUCUAGACAAUUUCUCCUUGCCUCUUGACUCCAACUCUCCACAACAAGUGCAAAGUCUGUUGCAUUCGUGAAGCCAAACUCUCUGGC